Messenger RNA from Cydia fagiglandana, 1539 nucleotides. RefSeq names its product UDP-glycosyltransferase UGT5-like. The record is from RefSeq and is a predicted model, not a curated record. The transcript is spliced from 8 exons. NCBI's taxonomy places the organism in Eukaryota, Metazoa, Arthropoda, Insecta, Lepidoptera, Tortricidae. The coding region runs from base 1 to 1539 and encodes 512 amino acids. Gene Ontology annotation, molecular function: UDP-glycosyltransferase activity.
AUGAGGAGUAUAAUCCUGAUUUCCCUGCUGGGCUGGUGCUGCUGCUACAGGAUCCUGGUGGUGUUCCCGCUGCCGGGGGGCAGGAGUCACAGUAUCCUUGGGGAGGGGGUCGUGCGCCAUCUCCUGGCCGCCGGACACGAUGUGACAUACAUCACGGCGGUCCCUUCGAAAUUAUCUGCUCCCAGACUACGGCAGAUCGACGUAUCAGCUAACAGGAAGGUUUUUAACCCGGAGGACUUGUGCGACAUUGACAAGGUCCUGAGGCAAGGGGAAGAGGUCGAUUUCAACCAGAACGCAGUCGCCCACCAGCAUCUAAUGGUGUCCAACUACACGGCCACGCAUGAACACGUGCAGAAGCUGAUGAUGGACUCGAGGGAAGAGUUCGACUUGGUCAUUCUUGAUUGGAUUAUAAAUGAAUUCUUAGUCGGUUUGUCUACGGUGUUUAACUGCCCUUUCAUCUGGGUGUCCUCACUGGAGCCCCACGGGAUGGUGUUGUCCCUGAUAGACGAGUGGACGGACCCGUCAUACGUUCCCUCCGCCCACUUCAGGGCCACCCCGCCGUUCACGUUCGCACAGCGGGUCAGGCAGUUGUGGACCAUCGCCAAGAUUAAAUAUAUCAGAUGGCAGCUAAUGUCUGAAGAACAAGUACUAUAUGAGCGGGCGUUCGGCCCCGCGGUCGCCAUGCGAGGCCGGCAGCUGCCUCUAUUGGAGGACGUGAAAUACAACGCGUCUCUGAUGCUAGGCAACUCGCAUGUGUUGACCGGGCAGGCCACCAAGCUGCCGCGAAGCUACGUGCCCGUAGCUGGGUACCAUAUUCAAGAAAAACCUUUACCUGCAGAUUUGCAAAGGAUCAUGGAUGACGCCAAAAAUGGGGUAAUUUACUUCAGUAUGGGGUCCAUGUUGCAAGCCAAGCGCAUGCCAGAGACCCUGAAGCAGGGUCUCCUGGCCAUGUUGGGGAGUUUAAGACAAACUGUCAUUUGGAAACUGGAAGAAACACUGGAAAAUGUGCCAAAGAAUGUCCACAUUAUCAGUUUUGCACCGCAGCAGAGUAUUUUAGCUCACCCUAACUGCCUCCUAUUCAUCACCCACGGCGGACUGCUCUCCACCAACGAAGCCCUCCACUUCGCCGUCCCAAUCCUCGGUGUGCCCGUGUUCGGAGACCAGUUCCAAAACGUGAACCGAGCCGUCCAGAAGGGGUUCGCGGGACAGGUUCGGCUGAGCCACGACGAGCUUCCACGAGAUUUGAAAUUAGCGAUCGAAGAGAUGGUUGGAAAUCCCAAGUACCGAGAGAAAGUGAAAGAGUUGUCGUCCAUCUACCACGACCGGCGCGCUCCCGGCGCGGAGCUGGUGCACUGGGCGGAGCACGUGGUGCGCACGCGCGGCGCGCCGCAUCUGCGCUCUCCUGCGCUCCUGGUGCCCUGGUAUCAGAAGAUGUACCUCGAUCUGGUGGCCCUGGUGUUUGUACUUGUUUUCUUGAGUGUUUUUGUUAUAAGAAGGUUAGUGUCGAAGAAGAUUGAUGUGAACAAAAAGAAUAAAUGA